AUCAUCAGGCAACGUCUGCACACACGCACGAGCUCAGAGAAGUGUCUGUCGUUCAUGUCAGUCAGCCAAGCCACGACCCCUCCCUACUACUAUCCGCCCGCCGCACCCGCUGCUUGAAGCCCACCCUCACAUACGCACGCCCCAUACAGGCAGGACAUGCAGUCAGUAUGCAAAGCUACCCCAUCAUCUGUCUGUUGUGCUGGUCACCGUCGCACCCAACCAUGGCCAUCCCUCCUCCGUCUCUUCAGGCUCCCUGGCCUGGAUGUGUGUGUGUCGGGGUGUGUGUGUGUGUGUGUGUGUGCCUCUACAGUCACGGGCGGCCCCGGCGGCCGGGGGCGAGCGGAUGCGCGACACGCUGUGACACACACGCACACACAUACACGCAUCCAUCCAUCCAUCCAUCCAAAUGAACUCACCGUUCUGCGUGCGUCGUGCUGUCCUCACCAUGAUGAUGUCUUGCACGGCGUCCUCGAUUUUGUCGCGGUCGUUGGCCUUGAACUGGCGGAGAGACUUCUUGCCGUCCCCCUUGCCAAUCCACACGAUCUGCACACCACACCACACCACACCAGAUACUAGCCAAUUGACGGCUCCCUUUCCGUCUGUCUCAUUUCGAAUGCUUGUCUGUCUACCAGGCGCUCGCGGAACGUGUUGGCCUCCGAUUUGCCCAUACUCUCCGCGAGGCUGAGCUCCAAAUCCGACAUCUGUGCAGACAGAAACAUCCAUCACCCACACGCACAUACACACGCAUCCGAGCCUGGUCCAUUGCACGGACAAUGUGACGCUGUGUGUGUGUGUGUCGUGUUUUGUGUGUACCCCACACCAAGUUAGUACCUGCUCCGGGAAUGCCCACUUUUUGCGCGCCAGGCCCUCCUCCAGCCACUGGAACAUGGCCUUCCACACCGCUAAGUUGCCCCGCACCUGCACGCCCGCCCACCCAAACGACCCAACGACCCCCCUCACCCCCCCCAUCCACCACACCACCCACCACACCAUGUCGACGAGCGCCUGGGGCGGCUCUCUGGUGAUCUCGUCGCUCAGCUGGGACGUCUCCAACAUGGCCCGGCAGUCCUCUAACGUCAACUCGCCCCCACCACCACCACCACCAACGCCAACACCGCCACCGCCACCGCCACCCAGACGACCCCCACCACCUACACAAACCACACACACACAUCACACCGUCUGUGUGCCAUGGUGGCCAUCCAUCUUUUCCUCGCCGCCUACCGAUGUUGCCAAAUCGGCCCGGCGUGAUGCUAGUACGCACCUCCCUCCUCUCCGCCGCCCCGCCGUCCUCUCCGCCGCCACCUCCCUCGUCGACCUGCAUCUUGGCGUCCUCUGCCUUUGCUCGGGCGACGUACUCCUCCAUGUGCUGCUUGACGGUGAAGUUGGUGCGGAGGCGGAUGUUGCUUACGCGCAUGCGGCUGAGGGGGCUCUUGUUGCCGUUCUGCACGAUGGUCUGGUAGUCGUAGGUGUGGCCUGCAAUGAUGAACGAAGGGAUGGACAAAUGAACACAUCCAUCCAUCGGAUUCAAUCCAUCCAUCCAUUCUCCCUCAGGCAGCCUGAUCUCAUGGUCCCAUGGAUUACAUACCGUCUGGCGUGAUCACCGGCUGCUUCAUGGGCUCGUAUGUCACCCCUGGCGCGAGGCCAACAUCAGACAGAGAGAGCACUUGUAUAUAUUGGCUUCAUUGCCGUUCAUCUUGCGCACACGUACUUACCGUCGAUGCCCAUGAACCAUGCAGGCAGCUCGCCACGGUCGUUUUUGUCCUUCAGGUACUCGAUGUCUUCAUCAGACAGGGCGGCGAACGGACGGGGCGCUGCGGGAACUCCGGGGCGGGCACCACCACCCUGCCCAGGGCCGGCGGCACGAGCAUCAGCCCUCGCAAGGACGCCACCAGCCACCGCCAGCAGCUCCUCGAGCUGGCGCUGCAGCUGUUGGGCUGGACCACCGCCACCGUUGGCAGCCGCCAUCCCGCUGAAACACGGCUUCA
This is a messenger RNA of Vitrella brassicaformis, 1988 nucleotides long. The record is from the annotation of a GenBank genome assembly. Lineage: Eukaryota; Vitrellaceae.